AACGAAAUAAGGCACUGCAGACUAAGUCUUGAGAGGACUGCAAGUGUGAAGUGUUGCUUUGAGCCGAAUAGCUAUUGUCAGGUUAUUAUCGAAGCUGGUCAGAGAGGUCUUGUCUGUGUCCUAUGGCUUACAGAUGAAUUGAGAUGAUAGAUUUGCACACCUGGAAUGCAUCUGCACCCCUGAGCAGCAUUGAUGGACCGGCUGCCCAGCAUCAGACAAAUGCACAGAACUGCAACUGUGCUCCUGGCUCCCAAAGUAUCCAGACAUAUGGAAGGCUGCAGGCUUGCCCGCAGUUGGAGGAUUGCCUCCUUGUGCCUUCAGACACAAGCUAGUGGACACCCUAGCAAAGUACACAAGCUCUUCAAUGAGGGCAAUGUGCUCACGCUGGAGCGGGGCACUGGGAGCAACCUAGGGAAGGACGCAAAGCUAUGGGGCACAGGAUGCUUCAAUGCCAGUGUGUACCCAGAUCUUCCGGCUUUCAUGAAGUGGUCCGACCUGUUGCGCGCCGACAGGUUCAGGCAGGCUAUGAAGCCAAUGGACUAUGAAAAGCUGAGAGCCGAGUCGAGCGCUGGUGACGAUCAAGGGCUGGUUGUCAGGACUGUUGGCGUGCAGCUGCGCGGGCGGGAGGGCGUGCGGCGCCGGCUGCUGCUGCGCGCAGGGCUGCAGGCCGACGGCGGUGCGACGGCCGGGGUGCGGCCUGCGGAUGCACUGCUGCUGGUAUCGGGCAGCCACCCAACCUCGCUGUGGGCUGUGGCCAACCCCCUGGUGGACACAGGAGAGAGCCUGGAGCGCAAGGCAAGCAUGGGCUCAUCCUUCUUUUGGGGGACGCUUGAGACAAUGAAAGAUUUCUGCAACGUUGCGGCAGGAGCAGAGGUUAUUCUCACUCAGCCGCCCUUGAUAUACCCAAGAUUCGAGUCUUGGUUUAGCAGCAUUGAAAGGUUGGGAUUGACCAAAGAGGCCAAACUGGUGAUUGGCAUUCCCAUGCUGACAUCCAGUGGGAGCAUGCAAUUCUGGCUGCAGCUCUGCUCCGCUGCUCAUCAGGAGGGGGCAGCUGAAGCACUGUCACCCUUUACCAAGGCUGAGCAGCAUGGGCCAGAAGAACUGAAGGACUUCAGUCGCAAAUACUCGGCAGAGCUCAUUGAGAGGGUCCUGCAGCUUCCAGGAGUUGCUGGUCUCCAUCUGAUGCCUGUCUCUGGACCGGGCCGGGCGCUGGCCUUUCAACUAGCACAGAACGGAUGCUUACAGCCAAGAACGCAUGACUCAUCUUCUGGUGUUGCGGCACCAUCAGCUUAG
Molecule: messenger RNA, 1293 nt
Organism: Coccomyxa subellipsoidea C-169
Lineage: Eukaryota; Viridiplantae; Chlorophyta; Trebouxiophyceae; Coccomyxaceae
Exons: 6
Coding region: 193-1293 (366 amino acids)
Source: RefSeq, a predicted model, not a curated record